AUGUCGCUGGAAGAAGUCAAGCAGCAGCGCUUACUAACCCGGAAAAACAUGUCCCGCAUAAGGACAAUAGUGGAGACAAGCGAAAGUAAAACUGGAAAAAUACUUUCACCCAUUGAACUCAAGUGUCGACUCGGAAUUUUAGAUUCCUAUUUUAAGCAGGGGUUGGGCUAUCAAACGCAAAUCGAGAAGCUCGAUCCAGAAGACAAUGGUAGGGGUGACCUGGAAGACCUCUACGUCACCAUCCGUUCAAACAUCCAAAUGCAGCUCGGUGAAGAUGAACACAAUUCAACGAUCCCUGAAUCAUCAGCAGCAAUUCCUGUUUCGCAUUCAAAAAUACCAGCAUUAAAGCUACCCGUAUUCUGUGGAAGGUACUCGGAAUAUAAAAAUUUCAUUGCAUCAUUCAUGCACGUCAUCGAAAAUGAGUCAUCGCUGUCUAAUAUUGAGAAGUUUAACCAUCUCCUCAAUUGUUUAAAAGGGCAGGCCUUGGAGACUGUGAAGGCGUUCCAAAUCACCAGCGAGAACUACUCAAAGGCAUUAGACAGAUUAAAAUCCCGUUACGACAAUAGCACGCUCAUCUUCAUGGAAACCAUCAAGUCGUUAUUCGAGCUACCUUCUGCUGCAAAAGGCGGUGCUUCUCAGUUACAAAGUUUGGUCGACAACGUGUCUGCACUUUAUAGUUCGCUGUUGUCAAUCGGCUCUGAUAAAAACAUUUCGCAUUUACUGCUCAUUCACCUUGUAAUGGACAAGGUUGAUGAAGAAACGCAAAAAAAGUGGAAGGAGUCGUUAGACUUCACAUCGCUACCAUCUUGGGAACAGUGCGCAAAGGUUCUUGAACGACGCUGUCAGUUUUUAGAGUCAGCAUCGGGCUCCCUCUCGUUUGGUGAUUCUGGUAAAUCCAGCUACAAACAGGAAAACAGGAAUAAGCCGCCACGUAAGGGCUAUUCGUUUUCAUGUACAAAUCGCUCUUGCGCAUUAUGUUCUAAUUCAGACCACUUAAUUGGCAGUUGCUCUCGCUUCAAGCAACUGGAGAUUGCUGACCGCUUCAAAGAGGUUAAAAGGUUAGGUCUGUGCCUAAAUUGUUUGUCUAAUAAACACCAACUAGCACAUUGCUCGUCCGCAUUCAGAUGUAAACAUUGUGCUCGUUCUCAUCACAGCCUACUUCAUCGUGCUCCUACUUCAAACAAAAUGCAGUCAGUAUCGCUUUCUACAUCAUCACUUGAGCAACCAACGCAACCUGUAAGUACUGCAGCUACGCACACACAUCAAGAAAAAUCGCCACAAGACCAAGUCAUACUAGCAACUGCAGUGGUGCUCAUCCGAGAUGCGUCUGGCUGUUUUCAAUUCGGUAGAGCGCUACUCGACUCCUGCUCCCAAGUAAAAUUUAUUACCGAGGAGUUUUCCCGAAAAUUGCGCCUCCCAAGAGAAAGGCACCACGUUGAAAUCCAGAGCAUUGGGGACUCGGUAACAAAUAUUAAAUACAAGACAUCAGCCAUUGUCAAAUCACGAAUGUGUGACUAUGAGACACCAUUAUCGUUCCAUGUUACCUCGCAAAUCGCUUAUCAACCAGAGGCUGAAUUUAAUAUCACAUCUUGGAACUUGCCGGCUAACAUUGAACUCACCGACGAAAAUUUCUUUAAGCCAACACGUGUAGACCUACUCAUCGGCACAGAAAUCUUUUUCGACAUUCUGUCUAUUGGGCAAAUAAAGUUAGCACCUGGGUUACCGUCACUACAGAAGACUUUAUUAGGUUGGGUCGUCUCUGGCCGAUAUCAACGACCUACAGAAAAUUCAUCAUCAAUUUGCCUACUUUCGGUUGAAGAAUCAGUGGAUGCCAAUUUGCAACGCCUCUGGAAGCUGGAUGAACCAUCAAACGCAGACAUGUGGACCACUGAGCAAAGGAAUUGUGAACAAAGUUACUUGCAAACCGUGCAGAGAAACGCCGAGGGGAGAGUUGUUGUCAAGCUACCGUUUAAAGAGGCCCCUCAUUGUCUUGGCCAGUCAUACGCAACUGCACUUCGAAGAUUUAUUGCUCAGGAGCGGCGUAUAACGCGCUGUCCUGACCUUCACCAACGAUACAUCGCAUUUAUGGAAGAGUAUUCCCGCCUUGGGCAUAUGAGCAUCGUUAAAAAGGUGGAUUUCGAUAAUCCACAUUACUAUGUGCCUCAUCAUUAUGUCCUGAAGCCAACUAGCACAACAACUAAGCUAAGCAGGGUAGUAUUCGAUGCCUCCUGCAAGAGUACAACCCAAAGAUCACUCAACGAUAUUCUUGCUGUUGGGCCUACUUUGCAGAACGAUCUAUACAUCUUGCUACUACGGUUUCGAUUAUAUCGUUACACACUUACUGCUGAUAUCGUAAAGAUGUAUAGACAAAUUUUGGUGGAUAGAAACGAUCGCAAAUUCCAAUACAUCUUAUGGAGAAGUACGCCUCACGAUGAAAUACGCACUUACCAGUUAAACACGGUAACAUAUGGUACGGCGUCCGCGCCUUAUCUCGCUGUACAGAGCCUCAACUACAUUGCUGAUGCAUACGAAUCGGAUUAUGCUCUCGGUGCCAGCACAAUUAAAACGUCAUUCUACGUUGAUGAUCUUUUAUGCGGUGCCGAUACCCUGGCAGAGCUAUCGCAAAUCAAAUACGAAGUCACGGAGAUACUAAGGCGUGGUUGUUUCCCCUUGGCGAAGUGGCAUUCAAACCACUAUAAAUUUCGAGAAGAUGACACCAUGAAAGAUUUAAAUAUCGACGAAAGUUUUACAACGAGCACUUUAGGUAUACAAUGGGACCAAAUACGAGAUAUUUUCUUAUUCUCUUUUCAGUCGAAACAACCUGUGAAUGCACGUGGAACUAAGAGAUCAAUCUUAUCUAUUGCAUCAGCGCUUUUCGAUCCUUUGGGACUUCUCGCUCCGGUUAUUAUUACUGCAAAGAUCAUAUUACAAGAAAUAUGGCUUUUGAAGCUGAAUUGGGACGAGUCUGUGCCGCAGAACCUACAAACGGCUUGGGAACGAUUUCUCAAGGACAUAGCGCAUCUGAGUACGCUCUCAGUUCCAAGGUAUUCUGGAUCAACAAAUCACAACUCUUUACAAAUUCAUGGGUUUUGUGAUUCGUCUAUUCGAGCCUAUGGCUGUGCUAUUUACCUUCGCUCGAAAUCAACAGAAGGCAAACCUACUGUCACCCUUUUGACUGCCAAGUCGCGUGUAGCUCCAAUUAAGAAGCAAUCGUUACCUAAACUCGAGUUGUGUGGCGCCUUGCUGUUAGCACGUCUACUACCAAAAUUAAACCUCUAUUCAACGCCAACACCAACGUUUCUGUGGACUGAUUCACAAAUUGUGCUACAUUGGCUUGAACUGCACUCAGCUACCCUAUCAACAUUCGUCGGUAAUCGAGUUUCAGAGAUUCAAGAUCUCACAGCAGAUGUAAGUUGGCGGCAUGUCCCAACAAAGUGCAACCCGGCUGAUAUCGUGUCACGAGGCUGUACUGCACUUGAACUAAGCAGUUCAAUUUGGUUUUCAGGACCAUCAUUCUUACAACUUGAAUCCGAAAACUGGCCCAGCAAUCAAUGUGGCCAACUCGAUAUGGAAGAAGUUUCUCGAGAAAAACGUGCUAAAGCACUGGUGGCAUUACUACGUCUUCAAUUCUGGGUCAUAAAUGCAAGAGAUGUGGCACGUCGGAUUGUGAGAUCUUGCAUACAUUGUGUAAGAUAUAAGCCGAAAUUAUUUCAGCAGACGAUGGGCAACCUUCCUGUAUCACGUCUUACGCCAUCAAGACCGUUCGCACGGUGUGGUAUAGACUUUUGCGGACCAAUUGAAACAUACCUGCGCAUUCGAGGCAAAGGACCAUACAAAACUUAUAUAGCCAUAUUUGUGUGCUUCUCAACGAAGGCAGUGCACAUAGAAAUAGUAUCUGACUUGUCAACAGAUGCAUUUCUGGCCGCACUGAAGCGCAUGAUCGGCAGGCGAGGAUUACCAACUGAUAUAUACUGCGACAACGCGACUAAUUUUGUAGGUGCCAGCAGAAAACUUCAAGAGUUGAAGAUGGCUCCGCAUUUUGGAGGCCUAUGGGAGGCCGCUGUGAAGUCAGCAAAGGGUCUUUUGAACCGCAGUAUGGCGAAUGGUCGCCUUACCUUUGAGGAACUGAACACAGUGAUGAUUUCUAUCGAAGCAAUACUAAAUUCACGGCCAAUUUCACCUUUGUCAUCAGACCCGAACGACCUUGAAGCCCUGACUCCAGGCCAUUUUUUAAUAGGUAGCUCUCUUAAAGCAAUCCCAGAGCGAGAGGAAAUGGGCACCAACAUUGAUCAUAUUAGCAAAUGGGCUCGCACUGUUGCGAUCAAACAAUCGUUUUGGCGAAGAUGGUCACAUGAAUAUAUAAACAGCUUGCAAGCGCGGACCAAAUGGACGAGUGGUAAUCCUAAUGUAUUGGAAGGAUUGCUAGUGAUUAUCCAAGACGAGAACGCACCUCCGCAGCGAUGGACUAUGGGACGUAUCAUCAAGUGCAUUGCUGGCAGUGAUAAUCGCAUUAGAGUCGUCGAUGUUAAAACUUCAAGAGGAAUCUUACGCCGACCAGUUCAUAAAAUAGCUGUACUACCUGCUUGA
Molecule: messenger RNA, 4587 nt
Organism: Anastrepha ludens (Mexican fruit fly)
Lineage: Eukaryota; Metazoa; Arthropoda; Insecta; Diptera; Tephritidae
Exons: 3
Coding region: 1-4587 (1528 amino acids)
Molecular function (GO): nucleic acid binding
Source: RefSeq, a predicted model, not a curated record